CCUAAACAGGAGGGUUGCUCCUCUGUGGAGGCCCAGAGAUUUCAGUAUAAAAGGGGAACUCCCGGGCUCCACAAAAGUGUUGGACAGGAAGGAGGCUACCAAAGAAGUAGUCCAAUCAGCAGCUGCAUCACUGAACAACAAACAGAGUCACCAUGAGUGGGGAUGUGGAAAUGGAGUGUUUUGGCCCGGCGGCCCUUUACCUCCGUAAACCUGAGAGGGAAAGAAUCGAGGCUCAAAACACUCCCUUUGAUGCCAAAACAGCCUAUUUUGUGACGGAGCCGUCUGAGAUGUAUUUAAAAGGCAAAGUGGUGAAAAGAGAAGGCGGCAAAGCCACUGUGGAACUCAAGGGUGGGAAGACACUCACCGUGAAGGACGACGACAUCUUUCCCAUGAACCCUCCAAAGUUUGAUAAGAUUGAGGACAUGGCCAUGAUGACCCACCUCAGUGAGCCUUCUGUGCUGUAUAACCUCAAAGAGCGUUACGCGGCAUGGAUGAUCUACACCUACUCAGGGCUUUUCUGCGUCACUGUGAACCCCUACAAGUGGCUCCCAGUGUACGACGCAAAGGUUGUCUCUGGAUACAGAGGGAAAAAGAGGAUUGAGGCUCCACCCCACAUCUUCUCCAUCUCUGAUAAUGCCUACCAGUUCAUGCUCCAAGAUCGUGAGAACCAGUCGAUCCUGAUUACUGGAGAAUCCGGUGCAGGGAAGACUGUCAACACCAAGCGUGUCAUCCAGUACUUUGCGACAAUCGCGGCAGCUGCAGGCAAAAAAGCUGAGACAGUUCCUGGAAAAAUGCAGGGGUCGCUGGAGGAUCAAAUCAUUGCAGCCAACCCCCUGCUGGAGGCUUAUGGGAAUGCCAAAACUGUGAGGAAUGACAACUCGUCCCGCUUUGGAAAAUUCAUCAGAAUCCAUUUUGGAACGACUGGAAAGUUGGCCUCAGCUGAUAUUGAAACAUAUCUCCUGGAGAAGUCUCGAGUGACGUUCCAGCUCUCUGCUGAGAGAAGUUAUCACAUCUUCUAUCAGCUCGCAACAGGCCACAAACCUGAGCUCAUUGAGGCGCUACUCAUCUCCACCAACCCCUACGACUUCCCCAUGAUCAGUCACGGAGAAAUCACUGUGAAGAGCAUCAAUGACGUUGAAGAGUUCAUCGCCACUGAUACUGCCAUCGACAUCCUGGGCUUCACCUCAGAGGAGAAGAUAGGCAUCUACAAGCUGACCGGAGCUGUGAUGCACCAUGGAAACAUGAAAUUCAAGCAGAAGCAGCGCGAAGAGCAGGCCGAGCCUGACGGCAAUGAGGAGGCUGAUAAAAUUGCUUACCUUAUGGGCCUGAACUCGGCUGAUAUGCUCAAGGCCUUGUGUUACCCGAGAGUCAAGGUCGGCAAUGAAAUGGUGGUGAAAGGUCAAACUGUACCACAGGUGCAUAAUUCCGUCAUGGCUCUCUCCAAGUCUGUCUAUGAGAAAAUGUUCUUGUGGAUGGUCGUCAGAAUCAAUGAGAUGCUGGACACCAAGCAGCCCAGGAACUUCUUUAUCGGUGUCUUAGACAUUGCGGGUUUUGAAAUCUUUGAUUUCAAUAGCUUGGAGCAGAUGUGCAUCAACUUCACCAAUGAAAAGCUGCAACAGUUUUUCAACCACCACAUGUUUGUCCUGGAGCAAGAAGAGUACAAGAAAGAGGGAAUUGAAUGGGAGUUCAUUGACUUUGGUAUGGACUUGGCAGCCUGCAUUGAGCUUAUUGAGAAGCCAAUGGGCAUCUUCUCCAUCCUGGAAGAGGAGUGCAUGUUCCCCAAGGCAACUGACAUAACCUUCAAGAACAAACUGUACGACCAGCAUAUUGGUAAAAGUGCCCCCUUCCAGAAACCUAAACCUGCCAAAGGCAAAGCUGAGGCCCACUUCUCUCUGAUGCACUAUGCUGGCACUGUUGAUUACAAUGUUCUUGGCUGGCUGGACAAGAACAAGGAUCCUCUGAAUGACUCAGUGGUUCAGCUCUACCAGAAGUCUUCAGUCAAACUGCUGGCUUACCUCUAUGCAGCGCAUGCCUCAGGAGAAGAGGGUGUAAAGAAGGCUGGCAAGAGGAAGGGAGGUUCCUUCCAGACUGUCUCAGCUCUCUUCAGGGAAAACCUGGGGAAGUUGAUGACCAACUUAAGGAGCACUCACCCACAUUUUGUGCGCUGUCUCAUUCCCAACGAAUCAAAAACACCAGGUCUAAUGGAAAACCACCUGGUCAUCCACCAGCUCAGGUGCAACGGUGUGCUGGAAGGCAUCAGGAUCUGCAGGAAAGGUUUUCCCAGCAGAAUCCUCUACGCUGACUUCAAGCAGAGAUACAAAGUGCUGAAUGCCAGCGUCAUCCCUGAUGGGCAGUUCAUUGACAACAAGAAGGCCUCAGAGAAACUACUGGAAUCCAUAAGCGUGGACAAAUCACAAUACAGAUUUGGCCACACCAAGGUAUUCUUCAAGGCUGGACUGCUGGGUGUACUUGAGGAGAUGAGAGAUGAGAAACUGGUUGAGCUCGUCACAAUGACUCAGGCUGUUUGCAGAGCUUUCCUGAUGAGACAUGAAUUUGUCAAGAUGAUGCAGAGAAGGGAGGCUAUUUACUCUAUUCAGUACAACAUCCGCUCAUUCAUGAAUGUCAAAACCUGGCCAUGGAUGAAGCUGUACUUCAGAAUCAAACCUCUUCUGAAGAGUGCAGAGACUGAGAAAGAGAUGGCCCAAAUGAAAGAGGACUUUGAAAAGACCAAAGAGGACCUAGCAAAGGCUCUUGCCAAGAAGAAAGAUCUGGAGGAGAAGAUGGUUUCUCUCCUGCAGGAGAAAAAUGACUUGCAGCUGCAAAUUCAGUCUGAAGGUGAAAGCCUUUCUGAUGCUGAGGAAAGGUGCGAGGGGCUCAUUAAAGCAAAAAUCCAGCUCGAGGCCAAAGUCAAAGAAACAGCUGAGAGACUGGAGGAUGAGGAGGAAAUGAAUUCAGAGUUGACUGCAAAGAAGAGGAAGCUGGAGGACGAAUGUGCCGAGUUGAAGAAAGACAUCGAUGACUUGGAGCUCACACUGGCCAAGGUGGAAAAGGAGAAACAUGCCACGGAGAACAAGGUUAAAAAUCUGGUUGAAGAAAUGGCUUCUCAAGAUGAGACCAUUGCCAAGUUGAGCAAAGAGAGGAAAGCUCUCCAAGAGGCCCAUCAGCAGACGCUAGAUGAUCUGCAAGCAGAGGAAGACAAAGUCAACACUCUGACAAAGGCCAAAGUGAAGCUGGAGCAGCAAGUGGAUGAUAUUGAAGGUUCCUUGGAGCAGGAGAAGAAGCUCCGCAUGGAUCUUGAAAGAGCAAAACGAAAGCUUGAAGGAGAUCUGAAACUUGCCCAUGAAUCCAUAAUGGAUCUGGAGAACGACAAGCAGCAAACUGAGGAGAAAUUAAAGAAGAGAGACUUUGAGAUGAGCCAGCUUCUCGGCAGGAUCGAAGAUGAACAGGCUUUAAGUGUCCAGCUUCAUAAGAAAAUCAAGGAACUGCAGGCUCGUAUUGAAGAGCUGGAGGAGGAAAUUGAGGCUGAGAGAGCUGCUCGGGCCAAGGUGGAGAAGCAGAGGUCGGAUCUCUCCAGGGAACUCGAGGAGAUCAGCGAGAGGCUCGAAGAAGCUGGAGGAGCCACAUCUGUGCAGAUCGAGAUGAGCAAGAAGCGAGAGGCCGAGUUUCAGAAGCUGCGGCGUGAUCUUGAAGAGUCCACCCUGCACCAUGAGGCUACCGCUGCCGCUCUGCGCAAGAAACAGGCCGACAGUGUGGCAGAGCUCGGGGAACAGAUCGAUAACCUCCAGAGAGUCAAACAGAAGCUGGAGAAGGAGAAGAGUGAAUUCAAGAUGGAGAUUGAUGACAUUUCAAGCAAUAUGGAGUCUGUCGCCAAAUCAAAGGCUAACCUUGAGAAGAUGUGCCGCACUCUUGAGGAUCAACUGAGUGAGUUAAAGAGCAAGAACGACGAAAAUGUGCGCCAGUUAAACGACAUGAGUGUUCAAAGAUCCAGGCUCAUGACCGAAAAUGGGGAAUUUGGCCGUCAGCUGGAGGAAAAGGAGUCUCUUGUUUCACAGCUUACAAGAGGCAAACAGGCUUAUAUUCAACAGACUGAGGAGCUCAAACGGCACUUUGAAGAAGAAGUCAAGGCCAAGAACGCCCUGGCUCAUGCUGUUCAGUCAUCCCGCCAUGACUGCGACCUGCUCAGAGAGCAGUAUGAGGAGGAGCAGGAGGCCAAGGCUGAGCUGCAGCGAGCGCUGUCCAAAGCCAACAGCGAGGUGGCUCAGUGGAGAACCAAAUACGAAACUGAUGCCAUUCAGCGCACUGAGGAGCUAGAGGAGGCCAAGAAAAAACUUGCCCAGCGUCUUCAGGAUGCAGAGGAAGCCAUUGAGGCUGUGAAUUCAAAAUGCGGCUCUCUGGAAAAGACCAAGCAGAGACUUCACGGUGAAGUGGAGGACCUGAUGAUUGACGUGGAGAGAGCUAAUGCUCUGGCUUCUAACCUGGACAAGAAGCAAAGAAACUUUGACAAGAUUCUUGCUGAGUGGAAGCAGAAGUUUGAGGAGAGCCAGGCAGAGCUGGAGGGAUCUCAGAAGGAGAGUCGGUCAAUGAGCACCGAGCUGUUCAAGAUUAAAAACUCAUAUGAAGAAGCUCUGGAUCACUUGGAGACCCUGAAGAGGGAGAACAAAAACCUGCAUCAGGAAAUCACUGAUUUGACUGAACAUAUUGGUGAAUCAGGAAAAACCAUUCAUGAACUGGAAAAAGGGAAAAAAUCAGCCGAGACUGAGAAAGCAGAAAUCCAAACUGCCCUCGAGGAGGCCGAGGCCACUCUGGAGCACGAAGAGUCCAAGAUUCUGCGUGUCCAGCUGGAACUCACCCAGGUGAAGAAUGAAAUUGACAGGAAAAUUGCAGAGAAGGACGAGGAGAUUGAGCAGAUCAAGAGGAACAGCCAGAGGGUGAUCGAGACCAUGCAGAGCAGCCUGGAUGCUGAGAUCAGGAGCAGGAAUGAUACCAUGAGAGUCAAGAAGAAGAUGGAGGGAGACCUCAACGAGAUGGAGAUUCAGCUGAGCCACGCCAACCGCCAGGCUUCUGAGGCCCAGAAACAGCUGAGGAACGUGCAAGGACAGCUGAAGGAUGCACAACUGCACCUUGAUGAAGCUCUUAGAGGUCAUGAGGAGAUGAAGGAGCAGGUGGCCAUGGUGGAGCGCAGGAACAACCUGAUGCUGGCUGAGAUCGAGGAGCUGAGAGCUGCACUGGAGCAGACGGAGAGAGGCCGCAAAGUGGCUGAACAGGAGCUGGUUGAUGCCAGUGAGCGUGUGGGACUACUGCACUCUCAGAACACAAAUCUCAUCAACACCAAAAGGAAAUUGGAUGCUGACCUGGUGCAGAUUCAAGGGGAAGUGGAAGAUGCUAUUCAGGAAGCAAGAAAUGCAGAAGAAAAGGCCAAGAAGGCCAUCACUGAUGCUGCCAUGAUGGCAGAAGAGCUGAAGAAGGAGCAGGACACCUGCGCUCAUUUGGAGAGGAUGAAGAAGAACCUGGAGGUGACAGUGAAGGACCUGCAGCACCGCCUUGACGAAGCUGAGAAUCUGGCCCUGAAGGGCGGCAAGAAGCAGCUCCAGAAACUGGAGGCUAGAGUUCGGGAGCUCGAGGCUGAAGUCGAGGCCGAGCAGAGGCGCGGAGCUGAGGCCGUGAAAGGCAUCCGCAAAUAUGAACGCAGAGUGAAGGAACUGACUUAUCAGACUGAGGAGGACAAGAAGAACAUUGCCAGACUUCAGGAUCUGGUGGACAAGUUGCAGCUCAAAAUGAAAGCCUACAAGAGACAGUCUGAGGAAGCGGAGGAACAGGCCAACAGUCACCUGUGCAGGUGCAGGAAGAUUCAGCACGAGCUGGAGGAGGCUCAGGAGCGAGCCGACAUCGCUGAGACUCAGGUCAACAAGCUGAGGGCCAAGAGCCGUGAUAUAGGCAGGGGAAAGGAGGCUGAAGAAUAAGCAUCAGUCUGAAGGAGACACAGCACAAGAAAUCAUACAAUAUGAUCUUGUUCUUAAAUGUGUAACGACAACAAAUAAACUUGCUUGCAAUUCA
Messenger RNA from Solea solea (common sole), 6054 nucleotides. Its product is annotated as myosin heavy chain, fast skeletal muscle-like. Lineage: Eukaryota; Metazoa; Chordata; Actinopteri; Pleuronectiformes; Soleidae. Bases 153 to 5960 code for a protein of 1935 amino acids. Gene Ontology annotation, cellular component: myosin complex. The record is from RefSeq and is a predicted model, not a curated record. The transcript is spliced from 41 exons. Gene Ontology annotation, molecular function: ATP binding; cytoskeletal motor activity; actin filament binding.